AUGGGUUCAACUGGGGACGACUACUACGACCUGGGGUCCUUCCACCGGGAGGUCACUACCCGGAAUGCCACUGCCCAGAAAUGGUUUGACCGCGGUCUGGUCUGGUGCUAUGGCUUCAAUCACGAAGAGGCGGCACGCUGCUUUGAGAAGGUCAUUGAAAACGAUCCGGAGUGCACCAUGGGGUACUGGGGGCUUGCGUAUGCGCUUGGGCCCAACUACAACAAGCCCUGGGAGCUGUUCGACGAGAAGGAUCUGGAGACGACUCUGAGAAGGGUCCACGAUGCGGUGCAAAAGGCACAAGAGCACGCCGCCAAGGCCACGCCAUUCGAACAGGCCCUUGCCCAGGCCAUCCAAUUCCGCAAUCCAAAGGACGUCGCGGACAAGGACUACUCCCGGUACAACAAGGCCUACGCCGACGCCAUGGAGACGGCGUACCGCCAGUUCCCUGACGACCUGGAUAUGGUGACGUUAUACGCCGACGCGCUGAUGAACAUCACGCCGUGGGAGCUCUGGGACCUGCGCACCGGCGAGCCCACACCGGGUUCCCGCGCCAUUGAGACCAAGACGGUGCUGGACCGCGCCGUGGCCGAGCACGAGCAGCAGGCCCACGAGCACCCAGGCCUGCUGCACAUGUACAUCCACAUGAUCGAGAUGUCGCGCACGCCUGAGCUGGGAGUCGCGCUGGCGGACCGGCUGCGCGACCUCAUCCCAGACGCUGGCCAUCUGCGGCACAUGCCCUCACAUCUCGACAUCCUAAUCGGCGACUACCGGCGCGCUAUCGCUAGCAACGCGGCCGCCGCCGUGGCCGACGAUAAGUACCACGCGCGUGAGGGCGGCAUGAACUUCUACACGCUAUACCGGCUGCACGACUACCACUCGCUCGUCUACGCCGCCAUGUUCAACGGCCAGUCACGCAUUGCGCUCGACACGGUCGCCAAGAUGGAGGAGCACCUGCCCGCUAGCCUGCUCAGCGUCGACUCGCCGCCCAUGGCCGACUGGCUCGAGGCCUUCCUUUCGGCGCGGCUGCACGUGCUGGUGCGCUUCGGCCGCUGGCAGGACAUCCACGACCUCCAGCUGCCCGCCGACCAGCAGCUCUUCUGCGUGACGACCGCCAUGACGCACUACGCCAAGGGCAUCGCGUGGGCCGUCGAGGGCGACGUGGCCCGCGCCGAGGAGGAGCGCAUCCGCCUGCACGCCGCCGUCGAGCGCGUGCCCGACUCGCGCAUGGAGUAUCCCAACCGGUGCAGCGACAUCCUGGCCAUCGCCAAGGCCAUGCUCGACGGCGAGCUGGAGUACCGCAAGGGCAAUUACGAGGACGCAUUCAAGCACCUGCGCAAGUCGGUUGAGCUCGACGACGCCCUCAACUACGCCGAGCCCUGGGCCUGGAUGCAACCCACCCGCCACGCCUACGCCGCGCUCCUGCUCGAGCAGGGCCACGUCGAGGCCGCCGCGCAGGCCUACGCCGCCGACCUGGGCUUCGACGAGACCCUGCCGCGCGCCCGCCAGCACCCCAACAACGUGUGGGCCCUGCACGGCUACCGCGAGUGCCUCGCCCGCCUCGGCCGCGGCCGCUCCGCCGAGGCCCGCAUCGUCGAGCAGCAGCUGCGCCUGGCCGUCGCCGUCGCCGACGUCCCCGUCACCGCUUCGUGCUACUGUCGUCGAAGCGACGGCGGAGGUGAUUACGACAGCCCCGCGACGGCGGCCGUGGCGGAAGCGGUAGGGACGAAGUCGAGCUGUGGCGGUUGUUGA
This is a messenger RNA of Lasiodiplodia theobromae, 1749 nucleotides long. RefSeq names its product TPR domain-containing protein. The record is from RefSeq and is a predicted model, not a curated record. Gene Ontology annotation, molecular function: protein binding. Bases 1 to 1749 code for a protein of 582 amino acids. The transcript has 2 exons. Gene Ontology annotation, cellular component: intracellular anatomical structure. Lineage: Eukaryota; Fungi; Ascomycota; Dothideomycetes; Botryosphaeriales; Botryosphaeriaceae.